AUGAUGAAAUAAGAAGACAUGAUAAUCAAGGCUAAAACCUGGAAGACAGUUUAUCCUCAUUAUCUCGACUCUACUCUUUCAUAACAAGAAGGACGUCGUGUAUCUAAAGCAGUAGGAGUUCCUAAUAUCACUAUUAUGGAAAUGGCUAAGGCAUUAGAAAAAGUUAAGGUACCAGUUGUUGUUGAAGUGCAUAAGUCAUAUCCUAGAGAAACAAUGAUUAAAGGAAGAGUGAAAGUAAUGCUUUUUGAUGAUAGCAAUAAGCUAGUAAAUCCAUCAGUACCUUCAAAAAAGGUACUUUAUGCUAAGAUAUGCGAAUAUGUUAAAUAAUUAGAUGAUAGAAUUAAAAAUCCAAAUGGAAAGCCCCAUCCUUUUAAAUUAGAUUAAAUUUCAAAAAUGGAAGAGGAAAAAAAAGAAGUUCCUGUUGUUUAGAAAUAAGAAAAGGGUAAAUCAAAAAAGGGAAAAAAAUGA
Tetrahymena thermophila SB210 is the source of this 468-nucleotide messenger RNA. RefSeq names its product signal recognition particle protein SRP19. The transcript is spliced from 4 exons. Gene Ontology annotation, biological process: SRP-dependent cotranslational protein targeting to membrane; SRP-dependent cotranslational protein targeting to membrane, signal sequence recognition. Gene Ontology annotation, cellular component: signal recognition particle, endoplasmic reticulum targeting. NCBI's taxonomy places the organism in Eukaryota, Ciliophora, Oligohymenophorea, Hymenostomatida, Tetrahymenidae. The record is from RefSeq and is a predicted model, not a curated record. Gene Ontology annotation, molecular function: 7S RNA binding.